CUCCACGAGACAUUAUGGCAUGCUUGAGGGGAGCACGAAAAGGGGCAAACUUUUUGGCCUUUGACGUCGCCAAGUUUUCUCCAUAAAAUGACCCUUCGUUUUCUUUUCUAGCAAGGUUUUUGGUGCCUCACCUCCUUGACAUUGUCCAACAUCACCACUAGGUACGGCAAUCAGCAGCAUCGCCUGCUUGGAGGGCACCGCCGCCGGCACUAUGUCCGAAGACCUGGAGUCCAGCUUGCUGAGUUCCCAGCCUUCAUCUCCUUCUUCUCCUUCAUCUUCCUCACAAGCGUCUUUCUCAUCUGUAUCGGAUGACUUGGAGGAGUAUGCUCGUCUUUGCCAGGACGAAAAGCACGAGGGACUGCAGAUCCAGGCUUUCGAAAUAGAGGAUGAUAUAUCUCUCGUAGAUACCAUCAUCGCACCUCCCCCCUCACCGCCUUGGCUGAGAUAUCCUAAAAAGCUUGCCUUGGCCUUGGUCCCGAGUUUCUUGCACCCAGUGGACCCCGAUGCGAUACCAAAGCCCCUUCACCCAUCAGCUUGGCUCGAUGGACUUCGAGGCCUCGCAGCAUUCUUCGUCGUCUGCCACCACUGGUCCCUCGUCUCGCUGCCCAUCGAGGUCCGCCGCGGCUUCAUGAGCGAUGACACUCCUCUCCUUCUCCAGAUACCGAUCCUUCGCUUGGCACUUUCUGGACUAUCCAAUGUCUGCGUGUUCUUCGUCAUCUCGGGAUACGCCUUGAGUUACAAGCCCAUGAAGCUCAUCAAACAGAAAAAGGCAGGUGAAUUCGCAAUCGCCACUGCUUCUUCCGCUUUUCGCCGGUAUAUCCGCCUCUUCCUCCCGACAAUGAUCACGUCCCUCGCCGUCGCCGGCAUGGCAUACUUCAAACUCUUCGAGCUUGAGCCCAUUCCCGGGCCAGCCGUCCCCGGGUUCAGACCACCAGCGUUGGACACAGUUUGGGAUCAAGUGAGGGGAUGGUGGAUGCACUUCUCAAACUUGUCCGAUCCCUUUUCCAAAAAUAUGGAGAGAGGAUUAGGAUUCCCCUAUCAGCCGCAACUCUGGACCAUACCCGUGGAGUUUGAAGGUUCACGGGCCAUCUUUUUGGCACACAUCGCUUUUUACCGAGUUCGUCCCAGCGUUCGAAUCUUUUUCCUCGUGUUUCUCAUGAUCUACACGAUCCACUCCGGCUACUGGCAAUUCUUUCUUUUCUUCGCGGGCCUGCUUCUCGCUAUCCUCCGAUUUUACGGCAGCGAUGAGACUGCCGACGAUGAAAGCAAUGGCUACGAUUGGCACAGCCUGCCGCACCUAUCGAGCCCUUCAUAUUGGCGACGUGAAGGACUGAGCGGUUUCAAUGCGCCAAUCUCGUUAAUCAAAUCAUCAAAUACCUACGGCAUCUCCAAGAAGUCUCUCCAGGUAGCCUCUUUGAUCGGCGCCCUGUGGAUCUUGUCGUUUCCCGAGGGGAGCGGAAGUGUUACGGUAACUCCAGGCUUUAGAACCCUUUCCUGGUUGACUCCUGCACCAUACGGUGAAGGCGACCUCUUUUGGAUCCCUCUCGCCGCCGUCUGGCUGGUCUUCACUAUUGACCAGUCGCCAUUCAUUCAGCAAUUUUUCACGGGCCGAAUCGUUCAAUAUCUCGGCCGGAUAUCGUACGCCAUCUACCUCAUCCAUGGCUGUCUGCUUUGGCUGUGGGGCUACCAUCUCCUUCAGUUCUUCAGCGCCAUUACCGGAAUCCCACUUGAAGCCAACUUUGGUGCUGGCUGGACUUUUGUCGUCUUUCUUACAACAUGUCUUUUCCUACCAGGUGUCGUCUGCGUGGCGGACUUCGUGCAGAGAUAUGUAGACGCAAAUUCUGUCAGGUUCGCGGCAUGGUUUGAGGGAAAGUUGAUUGAGAAGACAAAGUAGUGUUUGCAAGGUUGAAUAAUGAAGUUCUUAGUGUACUCUUUUAAUACAUUACGAUUUCGUGCGAAUGCACCGCCCACACA
Molecule: messenger RNA, 1974 nt
Organism: Colletotrichum godetiae
Lineage: Eukaryota; Fungi; Ascomycota; Sordariomycetes; Glomerellales; Glomerellaceae
Product: acyltransferase family-domain-containing protein
Exons: 2
Coding region: 212-1894 (560 amino acids)
Biological process (GO): polysaccharide biosynthetic process
Cellular component (GO): membrane
Molecular function (GO): acyltransferase activity, transferring groups other than amino-acyl groups
Source: RefSeq, a predicted model, not a curated record